GGGCGGGCGCAGCCGGGGCUGAGACUGCAGGGCCGCUCCCCUCACCCGCCCCCUUCGAGUCCUCCUCGGGCUUCGCCCCACCCGGCCCGUAGGGGAGUAUCUGUCCUGCCGCCUCCGCCCACGCCCUGCACUCCGGGACGGUUCCUACGCGGUCUGGGCGCACCAUGGCCCGCGGGGCUGCGCUGGCGCUGCUGCUCUUCGGCCUGCUGGGUGCUCUGGUCGCCGCCCCGGAUAAUGGUUUCGAUUUAUCUGAUGCCCUUCCUGGCAAUGAAGACAAGAAACCCACUGCAAUCCCCAAGAAACCGAGUGCUGGGGAUGACUUUGACUUAGGAGAUGCUGUUGUUGAUGGAGGAAAUGACGACCCACCACCACCGAACCCACCCAAACCGAAGCCAAAUCCAAACCCCAACCACCCUAGUUCGUCUGAUAGCUUUUCAGAUGCUGACCUUGCGGAUGGUGUUUCAGGUGGAGAAGGAAAAGGAGGCAGUGAUGGUGGAGGAAGCCACAGGAAAGAAGGGGAAGAGGCCGACGCCCCAGGUGUGAUCCCCGGGAUUGUGGGGGCUGUCGUCGUCGCCGUGGCUGGAGCCAUCUCUAGCUUCAUUGCUUACCAGAAAAAGAAGCUGUGCUUCAAAGAAAAUGAUGGCUGAAGACCUAGGGGUGAGCAGAGAACCCAGCCCAGGCCUGCGGAGCGUCCUGACCGUAAUCGUUUUAUCUGCUAAGACGCAGCCUUAAAGCAAACCCUUCCAUCUACCGCUCCCCUCGCCCUGCUGGCAAAUUCCCACCAUGAUGGGAUUCUCAAUCACAUGGCAGAUUCUCUGCCUUCAGUUCCAUAUGCUUUUGCCUUUCUUGAUGCACAGAAGCUCAUUAUAGCAAAUCAUAUUUCUGCAUAAGAGCUUCAGAAAAUGAAGAGAAAUGCAGAUAUUUUCUUUUAAAUGGAAAUCUAACAGAAACGGGGCAGUGACUUCCAUGUUUUAAUGAGUUUUGUCCCUAAGUCCAUCCCUGCCAAGGGAACAAAUGGGCCCGGGGUGGCCACCCUCUUCCCUGCAGUGUCCUAGGCUAAGCUCACUCACGUCCUAAGGAUUUGACCUUCCAGGUCAUGCAUGGAUUUUUAAAUCUUCAACCUUUUCAGCCCUUGGCUUGCAUUUCUCACUGCACUUCCUAUGAAGCGGUUCUUAACUCUUUCUGUGAUCAGUGUUCCAAACAGGUGCACAUCUUAGUUCCUAGAAAAACAAAAUUCAUAUGUUGAGGAAUCACCUAAACAUCUCCUGAUCUUCACACUCUAAGGCCUGUUGGGAAUUGGUGGGUGGUCAGGUGCCUAUUCACACAUUUGAGCACAGAGCCUCUGCGGGUGCCUUCCUUGGAUUCUCUCAUGUCCCUGAAACACACAAAUUGUACCUGGAUUUUCCUUCCGUUUCCAAAGUCCACCAACUUGUUCUUCAGUGUAAUUGAUUUUAACUUU
This is a messenger RNA of Symphalangus syndactylus (siamang), 1459 nucleotides long. It is a transcript of the gene CD99, whose product is annotated as CD99 molecule (Xg blood group). The record is from RefSeq and is a predicted model, not a curated record. NCBI's taxonomy places the organism in Eukaryota, Metazoa, Chordata, Mammalia, Primates, Hylobatidae. Gene Ontology annotation, biological process: T cell extravasation; positive regulation of neutrophil extravasation; homotypic cell-cell adhesion. Gene Ontology annotation, cellular component: plasma membrane.